AUGGCGGCCGCGGCCUCGCCGGGCUCCGGCUCGUCCACCUCUUCAGACUGGAUUGUACUGAGAGACGGUUGCCUGCGUUGCGACGAGGAGGGCCUGCGAAGCCUUUCCUACCACCCGGCCCUCAACGCUAUCCUGGCCGUCACCAGCCGCGGCAGCAUUAAAGUCAUAGACGGCACUUCGGGGGCCAUUCUCCAGGCUUCAGCGUUGCACGCUAAACCUGGUGGCCGUGUCAGGUGUCAGUACUUUCCUGCAGUGGACAAGGUGCUUUUUGUGGACGACUAUGCAGUGGGAUGCAGGAAGGACCUGAAUGGCAUCCUGCUCCUGGACACAGCUCUGCAGCCUCCUGUGGCAAAGCCGGAAGACAUAGUCCAGCUGGAGCUGCCGGUCACAGAGGCCCAGCAGAUGCUGUCAGCCUGUCAGGAAAAGAUUGACGUGUCUAACACAGAGGGCUAUGAACUCUUUAUCACCCUGCUCAAAGAAGGCCUGAAGAAUACCUCACACGAGACGGCAGCCAAUCACAAAGUGGCCAAGUGGGCGACAGUGACCCUCCAGCUUCCCCACCACGUGCUGAAGCUGGUGGCCAGUGCCAUUGUCAAUGAGCUCAAGAAGAUAAACCAGAACGUAGCUGCCUUGUCUGUGGCCUCAUCCAUCAUGGACAGGCUCUCCUACCUCUUAUCAAGCGCCAGGCCUGAGCUUGGUGUGGGCCCCGGGCGCUCUGUAGAUAGGUCUUUGAUGUACAGUGAGGCCAACAGGAGGGAGACUUUUACAUCGUGGCCCCAUGCUGGGUACAGGUGGGCUCAGCCUGAUCCAAUGGCACAAGCAGGGUUUUACCACCAGCCUGCCUCAACAGGAGAUGACAGAGCCAUGUGUUUCACCUGCAGUGUGUGUCUGGUCUGUUGGGAACCUACAGAUGAGCCCUGGUCUGAACACGAGCGACAUUCUCCCAAUUGUCCCUUUGUGAAGGGCGAGCACACACAGAAUGUGCCACUGUCAGUGACACUGGCCACCAGCCCUGCCCAAUUUCCCAACAGCCCCGACAGUUCGGACAAGAUCGCCUGCUAUGGCUUCGGCAGCUGUCCACAGUUUCUGGCUGCUGCCACCAAGAGGGGCAAGAUCUGCAUCUGGGACGUCUCUAAAAUGAUGAGGGUGCACUUGAAGUUUGACAUCAAUCCAUACGACCCAGCCAUCCUGAGGCAGCUGAUUCUGUGCGGGGGGGCGGAGCAACAAAGCGAGUCUCGCAGACCAACCCUGGCCUGGCUGGAGGAGUCCUCCACCUACUCAGACCUGCCCAAGCUAGAGGGAGACAGUGAUGACCAGUUGGAGGAUUCAGACAGCGAUGAGCAUUCCCGAUCAGAGUCAUUAACCGGCCAGCAGUCCCAGUGGGAGAGCAUGGAUGUGAGCCUGGGGGUGACGUCGCUGAGUGUGCUGCAGCAGCCGGAGAAGCUCCAGUGGGAGGUGGUGGCCAGUGUGCUGGAGGACACGGUUAAGGACCUGGAGGAAUUGGGUGCCAACCCCUCACUAAACCAAGCCAAGGCCCACAGCCAGGCCAAAGCAAAGGACAAGGUGGCUGACUACCACAACAUUCCCUUCCCCUGCCUGCUGGCCGGAGGCCUGCUCAGCUACCGGCCAGCAUCCUGCACCCCCAUGGCUGGACCCCCGCCCACAGCCCCAGCUUCAACUCGCAGGACCACAGAUGGUCCGCUAAGGACUCACGGCCCUGAGCCCUUUCACCCUGGGCCUCUCCAGGACCCUAUGGAGAUAGAGACCUGUAACCCCCAGAUUGCGGCCCAGGAGCAGGGCUUCUCUAACCUCGUAGGUUCCCAACCCCCCAGCCCCUCGUCUCUGCCGGCUGUUCGCAGGACUAUACCUGUGCUGCUGCUGUACAGCAUCAGAGAGGUGGAUGACAAGUCCUCAGGGCAGGUGUUUGCUCAAAUGAACAAUCUAAUGAGCAAGGGGCUCCACGAGGAGGGCUUCACUGUGCCACAGAUUAUAGAGAUGGAGUUUGACACACACGAGCAGCUUCUUCUUCAGGAUCCUCCUAUCACUUACAUUCAGCAGUUUGCUGAUGCAGCAACUAAUCUGGCAGGGUUGGAUGGUCACAUGGACAAAUGGAGCACGCUGGCUGCAGCUACGGCCUCCGCCCCCCCUCGGCCAGGAGCACUUGUGCAGUGCUUGAGGCUUCCCAAACAGCUGGAAGAGGAGAACCUUUAUGUGGACUCGAUCACGCCCUGCUGGGACGGUGUGCACCUCCUGGUGGGCCUGCAGCCAUGUGGCACAGAGUCUCUGAGUGCUACAAACCAGGUGGAGGCUCUCAACAACCUGAACCGCCUGCACUCUGCACUCUGCAGCCAGCGCAAAGGAGACAGUCUACACUCAGUGGCCAAUGGGGUGGAAGGCCACCACUCAGGGGGCUCACCGCCUCAGACCCCCCUCAUUCUCCCCCCAGGAGACCAGCCGCAGCAGCAACAGAGGUCCCCAAGUAGUGGGAACGGCGGCUAUCUUGCACUCUACAAGCUCAACUACUCCACCCGUAUCGUCACCUUGGAUGAGGAACCGGUGAAGGUGCAGCAGAUCUGGGACCCUUGUGAUGCCAUCACCUCCCUCAUACUGCUGCCUCCUGAUGUGCUCGACAGCAGGGAGGACGACAAUGAAGAGGCUCCUGAGGAGGCUCUGGCCUCAGGGUCCAAAAAGGGCUCCUCUGGGUUUGGAAUGGCCCCUGCAGGCUCUGGUGGCUCUGCUGGUACUGGGACUGCAUGUGGUGCAGCAACAACCAGCAGCACUGUCACCGGCCCCUCCACCUCUGGCAUGAGCCACAAAGAGUGCAAGCGGGUGGAGGUGGCGGGCCUGGGCCACCUGGUGGUGACCACACGGGCUGGAUAUAUAAUGAUACUGGACCUGUCUACGUUGGAGGUCCUGGCCAAGGUUGAGCCGCCUAAGAAGGAGGGGUCUGCAGAGGAGACGGACCCCUUUGUCUCAGUGACCUAUUGCUCGGGGACUGACCGCCUUUGUGCCUGCACCAAAGGUGGAGAACUUCAUUUCCUUCAAAUUGGAGGUGUGUGUGACGAUCUAGAUGAUGGAGACAUGUUUAUUGAUGGCCCCCUUUCUAAAGGGGCUGAACUGCUGCUUGAGGGGGCCAAGCCCUCCUCCAACCCCUCUAGCCCUGGAAUAACAGGAGUGGACCUCCUUGUUGACCAGCCGCUGUCCACGGAGAGCCUGAUGUCACUGGUGGAGCUGACACGCUUCGAGACGUUGAUCCCCCGCUUCUCAGCCACUGUGCCGCCAUGUUGGUCGGAGGUGCAGCAAGAGCAGCAGCAGCGGCGCCACCCCCAGCACCUCCACCAGCAGCACCACGGAGAUGCAGCCCAACACACACGCACCUGGAAGCUUCAGAGCGACAGCUCCAGCUGGGACGAGCAUGUGUUUGAGCUGGUGCUGCCCAAGGCCUGCAUGGUGGGUCACGUGGACUUCAAGUUUCUCCUGAAUGCCAACAUCAUCAACAUUCCUCAGAUCCAGGUCACCUUACUGAAGAACAAAGCACCCGGGCUGGGCAAAGUCAGCGAGACGGCGGUGGACAGACAGAUCUCCUUCCCCCUCUCCAGCGUCCUCCACGCUAACGGCGAGAGGAACGGACAGCCUCUGCUGCAUGACUUCACAGAGGACAUCCAGUUCAUGGACAUUGAGGAGACAUCAGGUUCCAUGCUGUGUCCAUUCCUGGAGGACCACAAGGAGGACAUCCUGUGUGGUCCAGUGUGGCUGGCCAGUGGGCUGGACCUCUCUGGCCAUGCAGGCAUGCUCAGUCUCACCAGCCCCAAGCUGGUCAAAGGCAUGGCGGGAGGCAAGUACCGCUCCUUCCUGGUUCACAUUAAAGCGGUGAGUGACCGGGGCAUGGAGGAGAGCCCCCGACCCGUGGUGAGGAUGCCCUGUGCCAAGCCCCAGGGCACCAAAGCGCACUCACUGUCCACCCUGCUGCAGCGGGCUCAGGCCUCCAAGGAGAAGGUGUCUGCAGUGAAAAGCGAGAGCUCAGCGCCCUCGAAGAAAGUGGAAAACAUGCGAGGCUGUGACCUGCUGCAGGAGGUCUCAGUCACAAUCAGAAAGUUUAAAAAGACGUCAAUGCCCAAAGAAAGGGUCCAACGCUGUGCUAUGCUGCAGUUCCCAGACUUCCACGAGAAGCUGCUGGACGCGCUGUGUAGACGCACAGAAGUCAGCCCAGCCAAUGAGCACGCUCAGAGCCUCAUCCUCGACAUCCUGUGCUGGCUGGCUGGGGUGUUCUCUAACGGACCUUGCAGUUUAAGGGAAGGAAAAGAGGGCCUGCUGGCAAAAUCCCGGACGCGGCUAACAGAUAUUGUACGGAUGUGUUUCUUCGAAGCUGGCCGGAGCAUAGCGCACAAAUGUGCCCGCUUUCUUGCGCUUUGUAUAAGCAAUGGGAAAGGUGACCAAAGUCAGCAGGGUUUUGGAGUCAGUCUUCUGAAUGCAAUGCUAGACAAUAUGCCUUAUCUGCCUGCAUCAGCUACUGGUGGAUCCGUGUUCUGGUACUUCGUGCUGCUGAACUACGUGAAGGAGGAGGACCUGGCAGGCUGCAGCACCGCCUGCGCCUCUCUGCUCACCACCAUCUCUCGACAGCUGCAGGACCGCCUCACCCCCCUGGAGGCUCUGCUGCAGACCAGGUACGGCCUGUACAGCUCUCCCUUCGACCCGGUGCUGUUUGACCUGGAGGUCAGCGGCUCCUCCUGUAGGAACGCCUUCAACAGCAGCAUCGGAGUCCAGUCAGAUGAGAUCGACCUCUCUGACAUCCUGUCAGGGAAUGGAAAGGUGAGCAGCUGUUCAGCAGCAGAAGGCAGCUUCACAGCACUAACAGGACUCCUGGAGGUGGAGCCUUUGCACUUUAGUUGUAUCUCUACUAGUGACGGCACACGGGUGGAGCGAGACGACGCCAGCCUGUUCACCGUGAGUACGUUUGGCGUGACGCCUGCGGUGGGAGGCCUGUCGUCAGGAACGGUUGGAGAAGCUUCUACAGCGCUGAGCUCUGCAGCACAGGUGGCGCUACAGUCACUGUCCCACGCCAUGGUGUCAGCGGAGCAGCAGCUGCAGGUGCUGCAGGAGAAACAGCAGCAGCUGCUCAAGCUGCAGCAGCAGAAGGCCAAGCUGGAGGCCAAGCUGCAUCAGACCACCUCUGCAGCCGCCUCUGCCUCCGGCGUGGGGUUCAUCCACAUCCCUAACCCUUCUAACCCUCCUCUGCCCCCGGGCUUCUUCAUCAACCCCUGCCCGCCCACACCAAAAACGACGCCCCUCUUCAUGACCCCUCCUCUCACGCCGCCCAACGAGGCGGUGUCAGCGGCCUUCAGCGCUGAACUGGCUCACCUGUUCCCCGGUUCCAUGAUGGACCCCGGGCCCGUCAACCUGGCCGCGCACAAGAACACACAGAAAGCCAAGCCGAGCCCCAUGGGAAGUGGUCUAGCUCUGGCCAUCUCCCAGGCGUCUCACUUCCUGCAGCCUCCUCCACACCAGUCCAUCAUCAUAGAGAGGAUGCACUCUGGAGCUCGUCGCUUUGUGACGCUGGACUUUGGUCGUCCGGUGCUGUUGACUGACGCUCUGAUCCCGACCUGCGCCGACCUGGCCUCUCUGUCCAUCGACAUCUGGACGCUGGGGGAGGAGGUGGACGGGCGCAGACUGGUGGUGGCCACCGACAUCAGCACCCACUCGCUCAUUCUGCACGACCUGCUGCCCCCACCUGUCUGCAGGUUCAUGAAGAUCACUGUGAUCGGGCGCUACGGCAGCACCAAUGCUCGGGCUAAGAUCCCGCUGGGCUUUUACUAUGGACACACGUACAUCCUGCCCUGGGAGAGUGAGCUGAAGUUGAUGCACGAUCCUCUGCGGGGAGAGAGCGAGGCCGUCUGUCAGCCAGAUGUUGAUCAGCAUCUGGCCAUGAUGGUGGCGCUGCAGGAGGACAUCCAGUGCAGAUACAACCUAGCUUGCCAUCGGCUGGAGACGCUUCUGCAGAACAUCGACCUGCCGCCUCUCAACAGUGCUAACAAUGCUCAGUACUUCUUACGGAAGCCAGACAAGGUGGUGGAGGAGGACCAGCGUGUGUUCUCCGCCUACCAGGACUGCAUCCAGCUGCAGCUGCAGCUCAACCUGGCUCACCACGCAGUGCAGCGGCUGCGCGUCUCCCUGGGGGCCAGCCGCAGGUCGCUCCCCACAGCCGGGGCCCCAGAGGUCCAGGAGCUGGUCCACAACUCCUCCACAGAGCAGCUGAGGACCAUCAUCCGCUACCUGCUGGACACACUGCUCAGCCUGCUGCACUCCAACAACGGCCACUCUGUGCCCUCAGUGCUGCAGAGUACCUUCCAUGCCCAGGCCUGUGAGGAGCUCUUCAAACACCUCUGCAUCAGUGGGACGCCUAAGAUCCGUCUCCACGCUGGCCUGCUGCUGGUUCAGCUGUGUGGAGGAGAGCGCUGGUGGGGCCAGUUCCUCUCCAACGUCCUGCAGGAGCUCUACAACUCUGAGCAGCUGCUCAUCUUCCCUCAGGACAGGGUGUUCAUGCUGCUGUCCUGCAUUGGCCAAAGAUCCCUGAGUAACAGUGGAGUGUUGGAGGGGCUCCUGAACCUGCUGGACAGCCUGCUGUCUCCCCUGCAGCAGCCACAGGCCUCCGCCCAGCGCAGGACCGAGGGUGUUUUGGAUAUCCCCAUGAUCAGCUGGGUAGUGAUGUUGGUCUCCAGACUGCUGGACUAUGUAGCCAGUAUAGAAGAUGAGGCUGCAGGGGGUAAGAAGCACCUUGGAGGGAAAGAACGAGAGAGAUCUUUUACAGGUAUUCAGUGGAGCUUCAUCAACAACAGCCUUCAGUCUCAGAACUCCGGCAGGGCAGCUAAAGGCAACAGCAGCCUGGACCGACUUUACUCACGCAAGAUCCGCAAACAGCUCGUCCACCACAAGCAGCAGUUAAAUCUAUUGAAAGCAAAACAGAAGGCUUUGGUGGAGCAGAUUGAGAAGGAGAAGAUCCAGAGCAACAAAGGCUCCUCCUACAAACUGCUGGUGGAACAGGCCAAGCUCAAACAGGCCACAUCCAAGCACUUUAAAGACCUGAUCCGUCUGCGGCGGACGGCCGAGUGGCCCCGCUCCACGUUGGACACGGAGUCCAGCACAGCCAAAGAAGCCCCAGAAGUAGAGCCCCUGCCCUUCACCCUGUCCCAUGAGCGCUGCAUCUCUGUGGUGCAGAAGCUGGCCCUCUUCCUCCUCUCCAUGGACUUCACCUGCCACGCCGACCUGCUGCUGUUUGUCUGCAAGGUCCUUGCUCGAAUAGCCAAUGCCACAAGACCCACGAUCCACCUGUGUGAGGUGGUGUCUGAGCAGCAGCUGGAGCGCCUGCUGCUCCUGCUUGUGGGAACAGACUUCAACCGGGGGGACAUCUCCUGGGGGGGCGCCUGGGCGCAGUAUUCCCUCACAUGCAUGCUACAGGACAUCCUAGCAGGUGAGUUGCUGUCUCCGGGCUCUCUGGAUGGCAUGGAUGAUGGUGCAUGCGGCGAAGAGGCCGGGGCUUCUUCCUCCUCAGCGGGGGUGGAUUCGGACGACUGCCUCCCCCAGCCGGCCCCCAUCCCCCUGGUAGAGAGCAUUGAUGAGGCCCUGGUGCCUGAUAUCAUUGCAGGUGCUCCACCUCUGUCCUCUUUGGAAAAAGAUAAAGACAUAGACUUUGACUUGCUACAAGACCUGAUGGAUGUUGAUAUUGAUCCUUUAGAUAUUGAUUUGGAAAAAGAUCCACUCGCGGCCAAGGUGUUUAAGCCUAUAAGCAGCACCUGGUAUGACUACUGGGGCGCUGACUAUGGCACGUACGGGUACAACCCGUACAUCGGUGGGGUUGGUAUCCCAGUGUCCAAGCCUCCAGUCGCUGUUGAGAAGCCGGGGUCACAGAGUCUGUCAGUGUCCGUGUCGCAGGCACUGGAUGCCCGGCUAGAGGUGGGCCUAGAGCAGCAGGCUGAACUGAUGCUCAAAAUGAUGGCAACCCUACAGGCCGACUCUAUUCUACAGGCCCUCUCCUCCAGCUCCUCCACAGUGAGCCAGGCCUCCAAUGGGACUGAUGACUCCCUGCUGAGGGCCCUGCAUGGGGGGGGCUCUCCUCCAGCCAGCAGCCUGAUGAUCCAGCCCUCGUCCAUCCCCAUGUUGAGCGGCUGCUUCAACAAGCUCUUCUCCAUGCUGCAGGUCCACCAUGUACAGCUGGAGUCCCUGCUGCAGCUGUGGUUAACACUCAGUCUCAACACAUGUUCCACUGGCACUGAAGAGAGCGGAUCAGACAUCUUCAUGUUCAACGCCAGCCGAGUGCCCACCAUCCCACUCAACCAGGCAUCCAUUAGCAGUUUCCUGACAGUGCUGGCGUGGUACCCCAACACCUCCCUGAGAACGUGGUGUCUGGUGCUGCACUCUCUCACCCUGAUGACUAACAUGCCAGCCUGCGGCUCCAGCAGUGGGAUGAGCUCUCAGGAAAGCACCGCCCAGCAGAUGGUGUCUGACCCCACCCUGGUUCAUGUCCUUGUGCGCUUCCUGUCUGGCAGCAGCACCAACGGGACGAGCCAGCACAGCUCUCAGGUGGGACCCACCGCCACCCAGGCCAUGCAUGAGUUCCUGAGCCGCCUGCAGGUCCACCUGUCCUCCACCAGCCCGCAGAUGUUCAGCGAGUUCCUGCUCAAACUCAUGCACAUCCUGUCUACAGAGAGGGGUCCGUUCCAGUCCGGCCAGGGUCCACUGGACGCCCAGGUGAAGCUGCUGGAGUUUACUCUCGAACAAAACUUUGAGGUGGUGUCAGUGGCUACAAUCUCCUCCGUCAUUGAGUCCAUCACAUUCCUGGUACACCACUACAUCACCUGCGCAGACAAACUGGUGUCCCGCAGCGGCUCCGACAGCUCUGUGGGGGCUCGGGCUUGUUUUGGUGGUUUGUUUGCCAACAUCAUCCGGCCAGGAGACGCCAAGGCUGUGUGCGGAGAGACGACACGAGACCAGCUGAUGUUCGACCUCCUCAAGCUGGUCAACGUGCUGGUGCAGCUGCCUCUGUCCGGGGACAGAGAGUUCAGCGGACGACUGCCGCCGGCCGGCAGCGAGGCGGCUGACAGCAGCGUGUCGGACGAGGAGAAGGUCUGUGGCAGCAAAGAGAGCGUGGCUGGUGGCUCAGCGUUCAGCCAGGGGCCCCCUGCAGGGGUGGCCGACCUGGUGCUAGCCAAUCAGCAGAUCAUGAGCCAGAUCCUGUCCGCACUGGGCCAGUGCAACAGCAGCGCCAUGGCCAUGAUCAUAGGAGCCAGCGGCCUCCACCUGACCAAACAUGAGAACUUUCACGGUGGCCUCGACGCUAUCUCUGUGGGUGACGGCCUCUUCACCAUCCUCACCACCCUCAGCAAGAGGGCCACCUCAGUGCAGGUCAUGUUGCAGCCCAUCCUCACUUACAUGGCCUGUGGAUACAUGGGCAGACAGGGGUCUCUCUCCACCUGUCAGCUGUCGGAACCUCUCUUGUGGUUCAUCCUCCGAGUGUUGGAUACCAGCGAGGCUCUCAAGGCCUUCCAUGACAUGGGUGGUGUGCAGUUGAUCUGUAACAACAUGGUGACCAGCACCCGGGCCAUUGUGAACACAGCACGCAGCAUGGUGUCCACCAUCAUGAAGUUCUUAGACUCAGGUCCUGGGAAGUCAGCGGACGGCAACCUCAAAGCCAGAGUGAUGACAUCAGAGCCGGACAACGCUGAGGGACUCCACAACUUUGCUCCCUUGGGCACCAUCACAUCCAGCAGCCCCACAGCGCAGCCAGCAGAGGUCCUCCUCCAAGCCACGCCCCCCCACCGGCGAGCCCGCUCGGCAGCCUGGUCCUACAUCUUCCUGCCGGAGGAGGCUUGGUGUGACCUCACCAUCCACCUUCCUGCUGCUGUGCUGCUGAAAGAGCUCCACAUCCAGCCACACCUUGCCUCUCUGGCCACCUGCCCGUCAUCCGUCUCCGUGGAGAUCAGUGCUGAUGGGGUCAACAUGUUGCCGCUCUCCACGCCAGUGAUCACCAGCGGCCUGACCUACAUAAAGAUCCAGCUGGUGAAGGCGGAGGUUGCGUCGGCGGUUUGCCUGAGGCUGCACCGGCCUCGUGAUGCCAGCACGCUGGGUCUGUCUCAGAUCAAACUGCUGGGCCUGACGGCGUUCGGCAACACCUCCUCUGCAACCGUCAACAACCCCUUCCUUCCUUCUGAGGACCAGGUGUCUAAAACCAGCAUCGGGUGGCUGCGUCUUCUCCACCACUGCCUGACCCACGUCAGUGACCUGGAGGCCAUGAUGGCCAGUGCUGCAGCCCCCACCGCCAACCUGCUGCAGACCUGCGCCGCGCUGCUCAUGUCGCCUUACUGCGGCAUGCACUCUCCCAACAUCGAGGCUGUGCUGGUCAAGAUCGGCCUGCAGUCCACACGCAUUGGACUGAAGCUCAUCGACAUCAUGCUGAGGAACUGUGCCGCCUCCGGCACCGACCAUGCCAAUUUAAACAGUCCCCUGCUGUUUGGGCGACUGAAUGGCCUCUCGUCAGAUUCCACCAUUGACAUUCUCUACCAGCUGGGCACCACACAGGACUCUGGAACCAAAGACAGGAUCCAGGCUCUUCUGCAGUGGGUCCAUGACUCUUCUCGGGUGGCGGCCCACAAGAUGAGUAGCCCAAUGGGAUACACUGGCGCCGCUGCGGUCCCUUCCUCUUCUUCAUCCAGAGAGUAUGGUCUCCUCAUGCCGUCGCCCUCCCACCUGCACUGUGUGGCAGCCAUCCUGUGGCACAGCUACGAGCUGCCCGUUGACUACGACCUGCCUGCACUGCUCAACAGAGAGCUCUUUGAGCUGCUGUUUAACUGGUCCAUGUCGUUGCCGUGCAACAUCGUGCUUAAGAAGGCAGUGGACAGCCUGCUGUGCUCCAUGUGUCACAUCCACCCCAGCUACUUCUCCCUGCUCAUGUCCUGGAUGGGGAUCGUCCCGGUGCCCAGCGCCAGUCACUCUCAGGCCCAGCGCCACCGCCUCUCCAUGACCGACGACGGCAAGAAGCAGCACGACGCCAACACCAGCUCUGCAAGCCUUACCGACGACUCCAAGCAUGCAAGACCCCCGGUCAAUCUGUCGGAGUCCCAGCUCACCACGCUGGCCGCUGCCUCCCAGUCUCCGGGAGCCAUAGAGCAGCUACUGGACUCGGGCUUACCGUCGCUGCUGGUCCGCAGCCUGGCCCAGUUCUGUGUGGGUCUCCUGGCCAGCGCCGACCUGCCUCUACCCGCUGCUCAGGCCGAAAGACGACACCACCAUCACCACUACCACUCAUCCUCCUCAUCCUCCUCAUCCUCCUCAUCCUCACACAGUCGACCCCCUCUGGCUGCAGAACUGGUCGCUCCAGUGCUACGUUUCCUGACUGAAGUGGGCAACAGUCACGCCAUGAAAGACUGGUUAGGAGGACCUGAGGUGAACCCGCUGUGGACGGCUCUUCUCUUCCUGCUGUGCCACUCCAGUGCCAGUGCCGGUGCCCACGCAGGCUGUCAGCCUCUGGGCUCUGCAGCUGCGGCCGGCGCCUCUGCAUCCCAGCCCCAGGCCUCAGGCUCACGGUACUCCCUGGCGUCUUCUAUGCAGGCAGGAGGGCUGACCACACAGCAGAGGACCGCUCUGGAGAACACCACCGUGGCCUUCUUUCUGCAGUGCAUCUCCUGCCACCCCAACAACCAGCGGCUCAUGGCUCAGGUUCUCUGUGAGCUCUUCCAGUCUGCACCCCAGCGAGGCAACGUGCCGAUCUCUGGAAACAUCUCAGGCUUCAUUCGAAGGCUUUUCCUGCAGCUCAUGCUGGAGGACGAGAAGGUCACAGUCUUCCUACAGUCACCUUGUCCGUUAUACAAAGGACGCAUCAAUGCCACCAGCCACAUGAUCCAGCAUCCCAUGUACGGGGCAGGACACAAGUACCGCACCCUCCAUCUGCCCAUCUCCACCACGCUGGCUGAGGUCCUGGACCGGGUGUCUGACACACCAAGCAUUACAGCCAAGCUGAUCAAUGAGCAGAAGGAGGACAAGGAGAAGAAGAACCAUGAGGAGAAGGAGAAGAUGAAAGCAGACAGCGGCUUCCAGGACAACUACAGUGUGGUCGUGGCCUCAGGCUUGAAGUCCCAGUCCAAGCGAGCUCUUUCAACCCCCCCCAGACCUCCAUCCAGGAGGGGUCGCGUGAUGAGUGACAAGUUGACUGCUUCGUCUGGAGUGGACCCCUCAGCCAAAACCAUCAGUGUGCCCGUCUUCCACCUCUACCACAAGCUGCUUCCAGGUCAGCCCCUCCCAUCUGAGAUGACUCUGGCCCAGCUCCUGACUCUCCUGUACGACCGCAAACUUCCACAGGGCUACCAGUCCAUCAACCUGACCGUCAAACUGGGCUCCAAGGUCAUCUCCGACCCGGGCCUCUCAAAAACAGACUCCUUCAAGAGGCUGCGCACGGAGAAAGUGGACCACUGUGACAUGCUGAACAGCUGUCCUGAGGAUGAGCCCAUGACGCCAGGGGACGAAGCUCUGGACGCCGCAACGGACGAGUCUCUGCUGGAGACCAACCCCAUCCAGUCCCCGCUGCAGGUCUUUGCAGGCAUGGGGGGGCUGGCCCUCAUCGCAGAGAGGCUGCCCAUGCUCUACCCUGAUGUCAUUCAGCAGGUGAGUGCCCCCGUGGUGCCCUCCGCUAUGCAGGAGAAGCCCAAGGACAGCGACCAAUUUGAGUGGGUGACCAUCGAGCAGUCGGGCGAGCUGGUGUACGAGGCCCCCGAGUCCAUCGCCGCCGAGCCCCCGCCAAUCAACAAGCAGCAGACUCAGUCAUCUUCCUCAUCCUCAGCCUCAGUGCAGACCAUGUCUCCCAUCCCGGCCCACUCUCUGGCAGCGUUCGGCCUCUUCCUGCGCCUGCCAGGGUACGCAGAGGUGCUGCUGAAGGAGAGGAAGCAUGCCCAGUGCCUGCUGCGCCUGGUGCUGGGGGUCACAGACGACGGAGAGGGAAGUCACAUCCUCCAGUCUCCGUCCGCCAACGUGCUGCCCACGCUGCCGUUCCACGUGCUGCGGGCGCUGUUCAGCACCACCCCUCUGACCACUGAUGACGGAGUCCUGCUGCGCCGCAUGGCUCUGGAGAUCGGAGCAAUCCACCUCAUCCUGGCCUGUCUGUCAGCCCUCAGCCACCACGCCCCCCGCAACCCCAACGCCAACAGCAGCGUGUCCGAGCCACAGAUGUCCAGUUGUCACGGUGGUAGCACCAGUGAGGAGCAGCAGCUGUACUGGGCUAAAGGGACUGGUUUUGGAACUGGAUCCACAGCCUCAGGCUGGGACGUGGAGCAGGCCCUCACCAAACAGCGGCUAGAAGAGGAACACGUCACCUGUCUGCUGCAGGUGUUAGCAAGCUACAUCAACCCAGCCGGCUCCAGCAGCUGCCAAAGUGCGGAGGCGUGCUCCGCAGAGAGCCGAGCCUCCAACAGCUCUGCGCUGCCCGCCGUGCUGCAGGAGCUGCUCUGCCAGUCCUGCCUCAUCCCCGCCAUGUCCUCCUACCUGCGCAACGACUCAGUCCUGGAUAUGGCUCGUCAUGUGCCUCUCUAUCGGGCGCUGCUGGAGCUGCUGAGGGCCACCUCCACCUGCACCACCCUGGUCCCUCUGCUGCUGCCUCUCUCAGGAGACCCCGGGCAGGACGAGGAGGACGAGGAUGAAGAGCACUCAGAGGGACAGACCUCUGUAGGGAUGCUGCUGGCCAAGAUGAAGACAUGCGUGGACACAUACACCAAUCGUCUCAGGUCAAAGAAAGAUAAGGGUAAAGGUGUGGUGAAGACGGACACCUCAGACCCAGAGCCCGAGGGUCUCACUCUGCUGGUGCCUGACAUCCAGAGGACUGCUGAGAUUGUGUACACUGCCACCACCAGCCUGCGGCAGGCCAACCAAGAGAGGAAGCUGGUGGAGUGUUCGAGGAAGGUGUCCAGUCGACCCAAGCCUCUGUACGUUCUGCGCUCUGUAGAGGAGAAAUACGUGGCUGCCAUGAAGAAGCUGCAGUUUGACACCUUUGAGAUGGUCUCGGAGGACGACGAUGGGAAGGUGAUGUUCAAGGUGAACUACCACUACAUGUCUCAGGUGAAGAACGCUAGCGACACCAACAGCGCCGCCCGAUCCCGCCGCCUGGCCCAGGAGGCCGUCACCCUGUCCACCUCCCUGCCCCUCUCCUCCUCCUCCAGCGUCUUUGUCCGCUGUGAUGAAGAAAGGCUGGACAUCAUGAAGGUUCUCAUCACAGGCCCAGCCGACACACCGUACGCCAACGGCUGCUUUGAGUUUGAUGUGUAUUUCCCCCAAGACUACCCCAACUCCCCCCCUCUGGUCAACCUGGAGACCACCGGGGGACACAGUGUGCGCUUUAACCCUAACCUCUACAAUGAUGGCAAAGUAUGUUUAAGUAUCCUCAACACAUGGCAUGGGAGACCAGAGGAGAAGUGGAACCCUCAGACCUCAAGCUUCUUACAGGUUCUGGUGUCGGUGCAGUCCCUCAUCCUGGUGGCUGAGCCCUACUUCAACGAGCCGGGGUAUGAGCGCUCCCGCGGGACCCCCAGUGGCACCCAGAGCUCCCGGGAGUAUGACGGCAACAUCCGGCAGGCCUCGGUCAAAUGGGCCAUGUUGGAGCAGAUGCGCAACCCCUCACCAUGUUUCAAAGAGGUGAUCCACAAACACUUCUACCUGAAGCGGGUGGAGAUCAUGUCUCAGUGUGAGGAGUGGAUCGCUGACAUCCAGCAGUACAGCAGCGACAAGAGGGUGGGCCGCACCAUGUCCCACCAUGCUGCUGCACUCAAGAGGCACACGGCUCAGCUCAGAGAGGAGCUCCUGAAGCUGCCCUGCCCCGACGGCCUGGAGCCCGAGGGAGACAACUUCCCUGAACGCAGCACGGGCCUCAAAGAGCUGCCAGGCCCCCCCGACGCAGAGAAGCCGGGGGGCAGCCAGGACAGCGAGGGCCUGCUAUGAGUCCACACCCCCCCCCAUCCAUUCCCAGCAUCACGUCCCCCCCUCCUCCCUCCUCAUGAUGAUUAUUACUCUCCAAAAGACUUGAUGGCUUCAGAGCACAAGCCACCACUUUGUCAAUAUUUGUAUGUAAAGAUCUAAUAGCAGAUAGCGGGGGGGAUGUGGGAACCGUGAGACGAACUAUGAAGUAUGCUACGCCCUUAUGAAAACAGUCGAAAAACUUUUAUUUACCUGUAAAAGAGUGUAAACAUUUUGUGCUUUUUCCAAUUGUGAAAUAACCACUGAUUGGUAUGUUAUUAAACUUGUUUAUGUAUACAUAAUGGCAGAGAAGACAUGACAGAUUAUAUAAGGGAAUGACCUUUUAGAGAAGAAUGUUUACUGAAUGUUAAUUUCCUUUUUUCUUUUUGACUGUUAGAGCAAGAUCAGUUGUAACUAAGGGUUUGGGUCAUUCUUUAAGCAAACUAUUUAAACAUGAGAGAAAAGAAUGUGAUAAAACGCCCCGCCGGUCAUCAUUGCUUCUUCUGAUUUCUCCAGGAUCAUACCGCUUUAAUAUCGGCUGAUGGACACAUUUUAAUGCUAUGUUAUCCCUUUUACAGGCUCCAAAUUAAAAAGCACCAUUCUCUGGAUAAACGUUUUGUUGCCUCUCAGAAAUCUCCAUGAGCGUUUUGCAUCAACAUGACUGUAGAUCGUAAGACUGUCAGAGCAUCAUGGGAAAUGUCUUCUGAAGGCUUGUGCAUGUGUAUGUGUGUUUUCUGUGCGUGUGCAACAAUCCCCAGUGAGAUACAAAGCUGUGAUGUGCCUUUGAUCUACACCAUACCACCAAAUACUCCAACAGAGUACCUUUACUGAUUUCUUUGCUAUUUCUACAAAAUUAACGAUUCUGCUCCGUCUGACAAACUGCUUUGAUCUUUUUUUAUUAUGUCAAACUUCAGUGAAAAAAAAUGCACUUUCUAUUUUACUCACUCCUUAGAACAGUCACAUUCUCCUUUUGCUAGGACAUUAAAUGGAGCUUGAAAGUA
Messenger RNA from Trematomus bernacchii (emerald rockcod), 15983 nucleotides. RefSeq names its product baculoviral IAP repeat containing 6 (gene birc6). Gene Ontology annotation, molecular function: cysteine-type endopeptidase inhibitor activity; ubiquitin conjugating enzyme activity. Lineage: Eukaryota; Metazoa; Chordata; Actinopteri; Perciformes; Nototheniidae. Gene Ontology annotation, cellular component: nucleus. Gene Ontology annotation, biological process: negative regulation of apoptotic process; regulation of cytokinesis; apoptotic process. The record is from RefSeq and is a predicted model, not a curated record.